Molecule: messenger RNA, 2432 nt
Organism: Harpegnathos saltator (Jerdon's jumping ant)
Lineage: Eukaryota; Metazoa; Arthropoda; Insecta; Hymenoptera; Formicidae
Gene: bsh
Product: brain-specific homeobox
Exons: 4
Coding region: 650-1699 (349 amino acids)
Biological process (GO): regulation of DNA-templated transcription
Molecular function (GO): DNA binding; DNA-binding transcription factor activity, RNA polymerase II-specific
Source: RefSeq, a predicted model, not a curated record
GCCGCCGCCGCCGCCGCCGUGUCCUCGCGACUUACGUCCAUCAAACGUCGUGCGAUCCGCGGCGAUCAAUUCGAUUUCAUCGGGACGCUCGUGAGGAUAAGCGUCGCCCACGACACCCUGUAGCCUCGGCUAGAGAGAGGGUGUUCUUGACACGCGUCUGUCUCAACUUGCUUCACGUUGACGGGAGCAAAGUGACCGAGAGUGAUACUAUACUAUACUCUUCGCAUUCGCGCGUUCGCGCGUGUGUCUUCGCGUCCGGUGAACGUGAGUUUAAUUGAUCGAACCUUCGGACGAUAUCCGUGAUAUCACGCGGCAUCCACGUCGGCCGAAUUUCGAGCGCGUACCGUAAAUGUGAAGAGAGAAGACUUUCGCGCGCGCGCACGGAGAGAGACUCCGAGAGAAGCACCGUGUCGCUCUGCUCCUCGCGAGAAGAAAUCCUCCUCAGCGACGCUUGGUGCAAAGUCCUCGCGAAUCGAGCUCUCGAGGCCGAGGACGGGGCACCCCCGGUCGCGGAAUCGCUCGUUUUGCUCCGAUCGUUCGUACCGAAACCUCGCGACUCCGCCAAGGCGAGGAUGUAAUCACGUCGAAUAUCCGCGCCAGACGUCUCGCGUAAACGUCUCGCAGCGUCGCUGAGCCGAGCGAGAAAAAGAUGCAGUCCACCUGCCAGCAGCAACAAGCUCAGCCAGGUCAGAACGGUACUUCCGCCAGUAGGACGUCGUUCCUCAUCGAGGAUAUCCUUAGUCGCGGCACCGUGACUCCUCACUCGCAUCACCAUCAGCUGCACCAUCAACACCUGACAUCGACUACCCUCGGACACGGUCAGCAUCAUCAGUACCAGCAGUUCGCCAGUCUACUACCCGGCUAUCCUACGGCGCCGCCCGCCGCGGCGGCCUUCUUCUUGGGACCGCUCUUCGGUAGCACUGGCAUGGGGGUUGGCGUGGUGCCGGGGGUCGGCGAGCUGGCAGCUUUGAAGCAUUGCCGACGACGGAAAGCUCGAACCGUGUUCAGCGACCAGCAACUGGCAGGACUGGAGGCCAGGUUCGAGGUGCAGAGAUACCUGAGCACACCCGAGAGAGUGGAGCUCGCGGCCGCGUUACAUCUGUCGGAAACGCAAGUGAAAACGUGGUUCCAAAAUCGGCGAAUGAAGCACAAGAAACAGCUGAGGAAACUGAAUACGAGCACCGGCAGUAACAGCAAUUCUGGACAACAGCCAAUCUCCGUUACAUCGCCAGCCGAACGCCCUGUUGAUUUCUCACUGAGUGGCGGCCGCGAGUCUCGCGCGAGCAGCGACGCGCCCGCCGAUUCCGACGACGAGGACGAUGACGAGAUCGACGUGCUGGGCGAUGAGACGCCGUCGCCGACUCCGACGCCAACCGCGACGCCAACACCGGCGCCGGCUCCGACCCCGACCCCGAUGCCGAUGACGAUGCCUACCCCGACGUCCACGAUGAUGCCGACGUCGACGUCGACGGUCUCGACACCGACACCAUCGACGCCGACGCCGACGCCGACGUCGACGCGAAGUACCGUCUUGCCUCCCCUGUCCAGACGCGGCGGCACGCCACCGAGGAUCCUCCAUACGACGAUUCAUCCGCAUCCACAUCCGCACUCGCACUCCCAUCCACACCCACACUCGGUCAGCUUGCACCAUCAACCGCAACACGGCCAGCAUUCCGCCCAACAACGUCAACACCGCUGAGGUGACGUCGUAAUAAAGGAUAAAUCGAACCGGCCGUUUCUUGCAAAAAUCACAUAGAGGCGAGAGGAUGAUCUUCCGACGACGACGACGAAGAUGACGAUCGGAUCGCAUGUCGUCAUCGGAAAUCGUAAAGUUUACCGCGCGUGUGAUGAUCACCGUGCUAGCCGAAUGGGUGGAAUUCAGCGGAGAGAAGAAGAACCACACCCAGUUCGGGCUCGAGGACAUAAAGAAAAAAAAACUCGUCGUUUUGCGUCUUUGAGAGGUCGAGACUUCAGUGUAUACACCAGAGUAUCUUUCAACGUGGGACUAUAGCAGUUCGGAUAUGAGAUGCGAUAUUUAUGUAAUUAUAAAAUUAGAAGAUAUAUGUGUUGCUGAAUACAAACGGAACGAAAAAACACUGGAAGCAAGUGCAGAAAUAUAUUUUGCAAAAAACAAAAACUAGCUUCGAGAUACCCUCGUGGAAAAGCUCGUAUCGCGUGUGACAAAAAUGAUUUAAUAAGCGACAACUGAAAUUUUACCUAAUGAAGAAACGUAAGUGAUAAUGAACCGUCAUUUCGUAUGUCUGUAUGAAAAUAAAAUACUUAUAUCAGAUUCUUAAAUAUUUUACAACUUAAUUUUCUCAUGCGAAUCUCAAUUGUUUCGCAAAUUUCCACGACUCUGGUACAUUCAAAGCGUUUCAAUUACUUUCCAUUCACUAGCGUAACAGUACAAAUAAUUCGAGCGAAUAUAAAAA